Messenger RNA from Hansenula ciferrii, 2520 nucleotides. RefSeq lists its product as uncharacterized. Gene Ontology annotation, biological process: peptidyl-serine phosphorylation; peptidyl-threonine phosphorylation. Gene Ontology annotation, molecular function: protein serine/threonine kinase activity; ATP binding. The transcript has a single exon. Lineage: Eukaryota; Fungi; Ascomycota; Saccharomycetes; Phaffomycetales; Wickerhamomycetaceae. The coding region runs from base 1 to 2520 and encodes 839 amino acids. The record is from RefSeq and is a predicted model, not a curated record.
AUGGACAGCCGCAGAAUACCCAAGGAAAUACCUGAACAAGUACCACUAGAAUUACCUAAACAACGGCGAUCUCAAAAACAUCAAUUGAACUAUACUCAGAAGAUCAACAACAAUACUUCUAAAAUUCCAAUAAAAGAUAGACAAGUAUCUACACCAAUUGAAAUAAUCGAUGACAAAGUUUAUGGGUCGGUAAAGAAAUCUUCAAUCCCAAGAAUCACAUCAUCCCCUUUACAUUCUGGCUCAAUAAUAAAUGAAGGAUCAACUCCAAUAAUUCAAAAUUAUAAUACACCUCAAAAAUUUAAUUCAAAUACUCCUCCCUCCACUAUAACUAAAUUAUCAAAUCAAUUAUCUUCAUUAACCCUUGAUACCCCUUUAAAACCAAGGAAUUCUAACCCCAAUAAUUCAUUAUCAUCCAAAAUUGGUCCUCAGGGAAUAUCUCCAAUCUCAUUAUAUACAUCAUCAACAACAACUUCAACAAAUUCAACCCCAAUAACUAAUCACAAGAUGGAAACACAUUCACCAGGUAUAGGUAAAACCAUUAAUUCAACUCCAUCUCCUCAACAAUUAGGUAAUAGAACUUCAUUACUUUUGAAAAAAAGACUUGAAGCUUCUUCAUCUCCAGUAAAGAAUAAAAUAAAAUCUUCACCAAUAAAGAGAAAUUCUUCAUUUGAGCCAAAAUUAAAAUCUUAUUCAACUAGAUCUAUAAGUUUAGAUCAUACAAAUCACUUGAAGUCAAAUAAUGUAUCAAAUAAUACAUCAAAGAAUCCAUUAAAAAAUUCAUCAAAUUUAUCACCAUUAAAAGAAAAUUCUAAAUCAAAUUCUUCAAAUUUAUUUUCAAGAUUAACUCGUUCUACUGCAUCAGCUGAUCUAAAAGCAAAUAAUAAUAGUAAUAAACUAUCAAAAUCUACAACUUAUUCAAAUUUAUCACAAAAUAAUUCAAAUCCAAAAAAUCUUAAUAAAAUACGAAGUGUUUCAAAUCAAAAAUUUAAUGGAUAUUCAAGAUAUCCAUCAAUAAAUAAUCAACAAGAACAGAUUUCAUCUCAAGAAAAUAAAGAAAAUCAAAAAUUAUUCAUAAGGAAAAGACAAGAUUCAAUUCCAAAAAUUCCAAAUAAUUUUAGAAAAUCAUUUAGUGUUAAUACUGAUUUAAAUCAUAUUAAUCAACCACAAAAUGAAUUUAAAAAUCAAUUAAAACCACCUUUAACAACUUCUAAAAGAAUAAUAUCAUCAAGAAAACCUCAAUUGACAAAUAAACCACCAAUUUUCAAAAGAAUAUCCACAAUUCAAGAAUUAUCAAAUUGUUUAUAUAAUUUUGACAAGACAAAAAAUUUAUUAAUGAAUAAUAAUGAUCAAAUAACUAAAAAUUCUUCAAUUAUUGAUUUCAAUUCAUUAUCUUCAUAUGAAAAAGCUGAAUUAUCCAAAAUUGGUAAAGUUUAUUAUAUAAAUAAAUCCAAAACUUCAAAACCUUUAAUAAGGUCCAAAAUCCCAAUAUUGACAAAUUCUUCAUUUAAUAAAAAUUUUGGGUUUGAUGAUUUAGAUAAAAAUUUAAUUCUGGAUAAAAAUGAUCAUCUACAAUAUCGUUAUCAAAUCUUAGGUUCAUUAGGGAAAGGUUCAUUUGGGAAUGUUGUUAAAUGUUUUGAUCAUAAAAGUGGUAAAAUCUUAUCAAUAAAAAUCAUGAAGAAUGAUUUAGAAUUAUCAUUACAAUGUAUUAAUGAAAUUAAAGUUUUGAAAAAAUUAAUACCCAAUAAGCAAAGUUUAAAUUAUUUUGGUCAUUUUAAUUUUAGAUCACAUAUUUGUAUCAUAACUGAAUUAUUAAGUGUAAAUCUUUAUGAUUGUUUAGAAUCAACAAAUUUUAAAUCAUUUGAAUUAAAUAUUUUACAAAAAUGGUCUAAAGAUAUCUUGCAAGGUUUGAAAUUUUUACAUCAACAGGGGAUAAUUCAUGCUGAUUUAAAACCAGAAAAUAUAAUGCUUAUAUCAACAAAUUCCCUUGAUUUGAAAAUUAUUGAUUUUGGUACUUCUUGCUCCAUUGGUGAUGUUUCUUAUCCUUAUAUUCAAUCAAGGUUUUAUAGAUCACCAGAAAUUGUAUUAGGUUGUAGAUAUAAUGAAAAAAUUGAUAUUUGGUCAUUUGCAGUUAUGAUUUGGGAAUUAUAUAUGGGGAAUCCAAUGUUUCCAGCAAAAGAUGAACUUGAUUUAUUAAAUUUAAUUAUAAAAACUAUGGGAUCUCCAGAUUCAAGAUUAAUUUUGAGAUAUAGGUAUGAAUUAAAUAAAUUUGGUUCUGUUAAUAAAAGAAAAAAUUUGAAAUUUAUUGAUUUAAAAGCUUUAAUUUUUACAAAAUUUGAUGAUGAUGGGAACUUUAUUGAUUAUGAUAAUAUUAUUAAUGAUAAUACAAAGAUUAAGGCACCUUUUUUAACUAAGCAUGAAACUUUCAAUGAUUUUUUAAUGAAGGCUUUAAAUUGGGAUAUUGAAGAAAGGUAUUCAGCUGAUGAAUUAUUAAACCAUGAUUUUUUACAAUUGAAUUUAUAG